AUCUUGACAUUUAAUUCAUUUGUUGCCUUUGGUCGAACGCGUUUUUAUUUCAAUUGAAUUUCUUUGAAAAAAUAAAUUAAAUCCCACCUAUACUGCACAUAUUGUGCCUGAAUUUAUAAAACAACAACACAAUGAAGCGUUUAAGCGACGAAAGAGCAAAAAUUCUAUUUGAAAAGCUAUCAAAAUACAUUGGCACCAAUGUCAAACAGUUGAUUGAUCGUCCCGAUGGCACUUAUUGUUUCCGUGAACACUUGGAUCGUGUCUACUAUGUUUCGGAGAAAAUAUUGAAACUUUCGGAAUGUUUUGGUCACAAAAAACUCAUCUCUGUCGGAACAUGCUUUGGCAAAUUCUCCAAAACGAACAAACUGAAAUUCCACAUUACGGCCUUGUAUUAUUUGGCACCCUAUGCCCAAUAUAAAGUGUGGGUAAAACAAUCGUUUGAACAACAAUUUCUCUAUGGCAAUCACAUACCAAAGUCGGGAUUGGGACGUAUAACCGAAAAUGCCGGUCAAUAUCAAGGUGUUAUAGUUUAUAAUAUGAAUGAUUUGCCAUUGGGUUUUGGAGUGCUGGCCAGAUCGACAAUGGAUUGCAAAACGGCUGAUCCCUUGACAACGGUGUGUUUCCAUCAGUCGGAUAUUGGUGAAUAUAUUCGCUCAGAAGAUACUUUGUUUUAGAAGAAAUAUUACUACCUAUUUAGUUUUGUAUUUUUUAUGUAAAAGAAAAAAUAAAGUAAGUUAAGAUAAAAUAAA
Messenger RNA from Musca domestica (house fly), 749 nucleotides. RefSeq names its product 60S ribosome subunit biogenesis protein NIP7 homolog. Gene Ontology annotation, biological process: ribosomal large subunit biogenesis; ribosome assembly. Bases 132 to 674 code for a protein of 180 amino acids. The transcript is spliced from 2 exons. Gene Ontology annotation, molecular function: RNA binding. Lineage: Eukaryota; Metazoa; Arthropoda; Insecta; Diptera; Muscidae. Gene Ontology annotation, cellular component: nucleolus; preribosome, large subunit precursor; nucleus. The record is from RefSeq and is a predicted model, not a curated record.